Molecule: messenger RNA, 246 nt
Organism: Adineta ricciae
Lineage: Eukaryota; Metazoa; Rotifera; Eurotatoria; Adinetida; Adinetidae
Source: the annotation of a GenBank genome assembly
AUGGAUAAGAAUGGUGAUCAUCUGGUGACAAGAAAAGAAAUCGCUCGUCUAUUGGAAUGUUUGGAAGAUUAUCAUAAGAAAUCGUCGAACAGCUCGAUUACAAGUGUUAUGAGUGGUGGUGUGAAACCAGCAGCGAAUUUUGUUCUCGCAAAAUUGGAUGAAGACAAAUCCGGACAAAUUGGUGUGUCCGAAUUCGUCGAUGGAUGGCUUAAAGACGAAACUAUACGCACAUUAUUUACAUUCUAA